Molecule: messenger RNA, 1143 nt
Organism: Mirounga angustirostris (Northern elephant seal)
Lineage: Eukaryota; Metazoa; Chordata; Mammalia; Carnivora; Phocidae
Product: cadherin-1-like
Biological process (GO): cell morphogenesis; calcium-dependent cell-cell adhesion; adherens junction organization
Cellular component (GO): apical junction complex; adherens junction; cytoplasm
Molecular function (GO): cadherin binding; calcium ion binding
Source: RefSeq, a predicted model, not a curated record
AUGAAGCUUCUCCUUCAUGCUGUGUCUUCAAAUGGGAACUCUGUGGAGGACCCGAUGGAGACAGUGAUCACAGUGACAGACAAGAAUGACAACAGGCCCGAAUUCACCCAGGCGGUCUUUGAGGGGUCUGUGAUGGAAAGAGCCCAGCCAGGAACAUCCGUGAUGCAAAUCACAGCAACGGACACGGAUGACCAUGAGAACACCUACAAUGCAGACAUUGCUUACACCAUCCUCAGCCAGGACCCCUCAGUACCUCACUCCAACAUGUUCACCAUCAACUGGAACACGGGAGUCAUCUCUGUGCUCGCUUCUGGGCUGGACCCACAGAGCGCUCCUGCCUACACCCUGACAGUCCAGGCCGCCGACCUCCAAGGUGAAGGCUUACGGUCCACAGCAACAGCCGUGAUCACAGUCGCCCAGAGCAACCCCAACCCUCCCGUCUUCAGCCCCGCUGGGUAUGUGGGCCAGGCGUUUGAGAACAAGGUGAAUGCCGGGAUAGUGAGGCUGAAGGUGCAGGAUGCAGAACGCCCCCCCGGCUCCCCCGCACGGAAGGCAGUGUUCUCCAUCCUAAAUGACAGAGCAGGCCUCUUUACUGUCACCACAGACCCUGAGACCAAUGACGGCCUUUUGAAAACAGCCAAGGGUUUGGAUUUUGAGACCACGCAGCGAUACACCCUCUACAUGACAGUGGUGAACGCGGUGCCCUUGGCGUCUCUCCCCACAUCCACGGCCACCAUCACCGUGGAUGUGCUGGACGUGAAUGAGGCCCCUGUCUUUGUACCCCCGAUGAAGAUGGUGGAAGUGUCCAAGGAUGUUGGUGUGGGCCAGGAAAUUACAUCAUACAGGGCCCAGGACCCAGACAGCCUCCAGUGUCAGAAGAUCAGGUACCAGAUAUGGCAUGAUCCAAGCCAUCAGCUGGACAUCAACUCAGAAACAGGAGUCAUUUCCACUCGAGCCAGUCUGCACGGGGACGACAUGAAGGACCACACAUUUUCAGCUGUUGUCAUAGCUACGGACGAUGGGCAACCUCCUGCCACGGGCAACGGGACCCUUCUCCUCACUUUCUCUGAACCAGACUGCCCAGCAGUGCCAAAAGAAACCUUCGCAUUAGAGAAGUUUCCAGAGUAUGCAAUGUCCCAGUGA